CUAGAAAAAAUUCAAAACCAAAUCAUAAAAGAAGAAGGAGAAGAGUAGGCCGAAAGUGUAAAAAAUCAAUCGUAAAGGAUCAAAAAUUAAUAAGAGCUCUGACCGUCAUCGUAAGCCAUUAUUUCCAACAAACCAAAAAAAAAAAGAAGAAAAAACGUAAAUGAGCAAAAAUAAACUUUAAAACGGAAUUCGGCAUUUGUUUAAUCCAAAAAAAGUACAUCCAGUGAUCGCGCAGUUCUUCGUUUAAAGCAAAGUAGAUAGAUAAUGCCUCCCACAGACACCUUAAGAAGUGGGGAAAGAGAAAGAGAUCAACCGUAUAUUAAAAGACAAAGCAGCAAAUGUUUUGAACAUCGCGAAUCACAAGCCACAGCGAUGUCUGUGGAUUUCACCGGGCAGUGGGUACUGUUGGCGGGACGACGCAAUUUGGCUUUGCAACGAUUGGGUCAAGAUAACAUGGUAUUGCGCAAAUAUUACACCAAUUCAAAGUAUGAAGUUUCGGCAGCUGAAUUUGCUGUCUGCCCGGAAAGCAAAGAGUCGUGUGCUAUUGCCACAAGCCAGCAUAUUGACGUUAUGACUUGGGGUGCGGCGGAACCGCGCUAUAUACAUUCACUCCGUGGCCAUACUCGUAUGGUGACCGAUAUCGAUUGGCACAGUAAGAAUCCACAUCUUUUGGUAAGCUGUUCCAUCGAUACAUUUUCACAUAUAUGGGAUUUGCGAGAUUCGAGAAAGCCAACGUUAUCUCUCAGUGCUGUUUGUAUGUCGGGUGCCACACAAGUCGGCUUUAAUCGCGUUUCCGGCAAUCUUCUAGCGGCCGCUCAUGACGGUGAUCUUCGGAUAUGGGAUAUACGCAAAGGUUCAUGCCCCAUACACUACAUAACGGCGCAUUUGAACAGAGUUCACGGUAUUAAUUGGAGUCAUCGCCGGGAAACGUGCUUAGCCACAGCCAGUCAAGACGGUACCGUUAAAUAUUUUGAUAUCAACAAUCCUCGUCGUGCCGAAAAGAUUAUAACGACAUCAUCGCCAGUGUGGAGAGCAAGAUAUACGCCUAUUGGCAAUGGGCUGGUAAGUAUAGUAGUGCCUCAUUUAGGCCGUGGCGAAAACAGUCUUUUGCUUUGGAGCAAUAGCAAACAGUAUGAUCCUGUCUGCUCUUUUGUUGGACACACGGAUGUUAUUCUUGAUUUUGCUUGGCGUCCAGACCGCGAAAAUCCAUCAGAAAUCGAAUUAGUUACUUGGUCACGGGAUCGUACAUUGAGGGUCUGGAAAAUUGACGAUAUGUUGCUAAAACUAUGUGAACCAGACUCAGAUUCUAACGAGAACUACGAGUUGGGGGGAGAAUCUCGCACAGCGACCCCAACCAAAUUUCAGGCAAUUCAAUCGUCUUCUUUGCAGCAAACUACUAAUAUGCACAUACAAGCAGCAACCACAGAGGGAUUAGACGUUGUACAAAUGUGUGGUCUGUCUUGCGUCCAGUUGUCUCCUCCUAGGCUGUCGUCAUCAGCAGCGUACAUAAGAAAAGAGGAAUCUUCCAUAGCGCGCUCCCUGACGGAUCAGCCAACCUGUUCUCUGCAUCAUGAAUUUUCACUUUUGAACACUAAUAUGCCACAUGUAGAAGUCGAUAUAUUGGACGCAAUCAAACGCUAUGCUAUUUUUAAAAUCUCCGCUGGUGGCCAUGUAGUGAUACUGCAAACCACUUUUCCAACCGAAUAUCCUAGCCCGAAUAUCGGUCCCGAAUUUGCAUUUUGCCAAGGCACUACUUUACACGAUCAACUUACCAAAUUCAUGUUGAAAGUUCUCAAAACAAAUUCUUUGCAACGAGUAAAAAAGUCACGAACUUGUUUAGAACAAUGUUUGAGAGCUUUAGUAACCGCUCUUAAAAAGUCUGGCGGUGGUUCAGAGAAGUGCCAGCUUCGUUUGCAGUCCCCUCGCUUAGAAGGAGCUCUUAGCGGCGCGUUACAUGAUGCCUGUAUACCAUUCCCUCGCACAUCAGCAGCCACAUUUAAUUCCAUUGGCAUGUUAUGUAACUUCGCACAAGUGCUCAACACAAAACGACUAACGUUACGUCAUCAAAAUGUUACUCCUCGUACCUUGUCAGCUAUAAAUGGUGGCGGUCUUUUGGGAAAUGUUAUGGGUCCGCAACCAGUAUUAUAUACGCAUCGUGACUCAAAUUCGUCCUUUUAUUUACAUGAUCGCAUAAAUUCAAAACAUUCAAAAAAUCGUACUAUGCCAAAACCAGCGUAUUCCUCCCCAAUUGUGCACGUUUACGAUUGCAGUAAGCUACUGAAUAUGAGCCGCGAGGUGGCUCGAGAGCUCUCACUUGACAAAAGUGAUAUUAUUGAAACAUGCAAAAAGAAUCGUAAAAUUUGUGAGGCCAAUGGACGUUACGAUUUGCUACCGAUAUGGACGCUUGCGGAAAAGAUAGCAACGCCUAAUAUACCUUCUGAAACCAAAUACGAAAUGCUGUUUUACAAUCCUUUUAAAAAGUUCUUACUCGAAGCGUUAAUUAUGCAUUUUGCAACAUCGGGAGAUUUACAAACAGCAGUGACAUUAGCGUGUCUUUUUCAUAAAUGUCCACCACCGAAAGAUGGCGGCGAUGCUAACGUUGCAAUUUCUAGUGGCUAUCAUAAUAAAUUACCACUUCUAACACCAAAUUCCUCACCGUACCAUACAGUUUUGCCCGUAGACACUCACUCUGAACACUCAAAAGCGAAUAGCGGGAAAGCAGGCCUUUAUGUAAAACAAUUGCGCAGUAAUUCUUGGUCCGAUUCGUUAGACUGGAUGGAUGCUAAAUUAGCUAGCACUGAAUUGUACGCUUGUUCACUAAUUAGGCCUUGCAGGAUGGCGCUGUUUGAUGAAUUCAAAAAAGCUUACGCCGAAAUACUCUUUGGUUGGCAAUUGCUAACAAAGCGAUCAUUGAUUUUAAAGCACACAAUGUACACAAAAGUGCAACCUCAGGGACUAGAGUUCGUAUCAGAAUGUUCGAGCUGCAAGAAACCUAAACGUACACCGGCCUGUGGUUCUUGCCAACGUCCCGUUCUCUUCUGCACUUUGUGCGGAUUGCCAGUAAAGGGAGCAGCAAAUGCUUGCUUAGCCUGUGGCCAUGGGGGUCAUCUAACUCACAUAAUUCAUUGGUUUAAGAAUCACAGUGUAUGUGCUUCGGGUUGUGGAUGUGAAUGCAUGUUGCAAAGUGCCGCUAUACUGGAACAUAUAAAAUAAAAAUCGAAACAUUGAAAUUUAUGGAAUUACA
Glossina fuscipes is the source of this 3244-nucleotide messenger RNA. It is a transcript of the gene Wdr59, whose product is annotated as GATOR complex protein Wdr59. The record is from RefSeq and is a predicted model, not a curated record. Gene Ontology annotation, molecular function: protein binding. NCBI's taxonomy places the organism in Eukaryota, Metazoa, Arthropoda, Insecta, Diptera, Glossinidae. Bases 265 to 3213 code for a protein of 982 amino acids. The transcript is spliced from 9 exons.